Molecule: messenger RNA, 2221 nt
Organism: Amblyraja radiata (thorny skate)
Lineage: Eukaryota; Metazoa; Chordata; Chondrichthyes; Rajiformes; Rajidae
Gene: thap3
Product: THAP domain containing, apoptosis associated protein 3
Exons: 4
Coding region: 866-1423 (185 amino acids)
Source: RefSeq, a predicted model, not a curated record
UCUGGACUUCCCCAACAUCGGGAAUAAUCUUCCUGCAUCUAGCCAGUCCAACCCCUUAAGAAUUUUGUAAGUUUCUAUAAGAUCCCCCCUCAAUCUUCUAAAUUCUAGCGUGUCCAAGCCGAGUCUUUUAACCAUGGAGAAUUCAUUCACCCACAUUCAGUCAAGGCUUGAUAUGUGAACAAUGGCCAGCUAAUAGAGGGUGACUGCUCCCUGCUGAACUGUUUAAAGAAAAGCACCACUUUCACGAAAGAAGAUCCAUAUCCUACAAUAUAGACAUUGUAAUUCGUAAAGGGUCCCAGAAACUUGUCAUAAUUAAGUAAAGCAUUGUUGUAAGAUGUUCCUUGCAACAUGCUCAAAUCUCAUUCUACCGCAUUCUUUUGGAGGAAAACUCAUCCAAGUCCCCCAACUUCAAUUAACUUAUUUUAUUAAAAGUGAGGGUGACUUUUAUAAAGCUGCAUUGUGACUUUACAAGGACUGGUGAGUGCUCUUGCUCCCAAUGGGAAUAUCUGCAGUAGAUUGUCAUGCAAGCCUAAGUCUCUGAUUUAGGGACACUGCAGUGAUGUUGCAGGAAAUGUUGAAAUGUCUCCUUGGAAGAUUUAUCAAAGCGGAACAAAGAAAACCUUGUUUCUGUGAAACUUUGUACGUGUAUAUCGGAAGUUAUUUUGUAAAUAAAGAUUUAACUAUUGGUAUUUUAAUUGAUGAACCUCUUAUGGUUUUCUUUUAGCCCUUUCUCACACCAUAAAGGAAAUCAAACCAAUGGAACAACAGCACGAGUAGCUGGUCCUGAGUAAAAUUCUCAUUAUAUUUCCCAUCAAGACCCUAGAUCAGGUUUCCAUUCAGCAAGCCGGACCUGUUAAUAGAAUGGAUGAACAAUGUAGGAAGAGCUGAAUUCAAACCCAACCAGCACACAGUUAUUUGCUCAGACCACUUCAAACCAGAGUGUUUCAACACCUGGGGGAACAGAAAAAAUCUGAAGCAUAAUGCUGUGCCCACAGUCUUCCACUAUCCAGAUAAUGUAAAGCAGAGACAUCGUGCAAGGAAAAAACUGAAAAUAAUCAGUGAAGUAUUAAAGAUUGAAGUUGCAGAAGAAAAUCUUGAAAUGGCGCCUGAGCUAGUUCUGGGUGGAGAAGAGGAGAACACGCCACUGGCAACCCCUGCUGAAGAUGGUUCCACCAAACUUGGUGCAGAUCACACCUACGCUGCCACUAACCUGGGCAUGAUGAAGAGGAGACUGUUUACUGCACUGGAAAAGAAUGAGAAGCUGCGGAAGCGGCUGAAGGUGAAGCAGGAGGAGAUGAGGAGAAUGGUGAAGAAAUGGCAUGCAAUUAAGGAUGAACUGGAGAACCUGAGAGCAAAGAGUCUGUCAACGGUCAGCGAGGUGCCCCUCACAGACACAACCCAUCUACAGGAAUGCAUCAGUUAAACCAAAGUGUGUUUGGAGAACAAAGAACUGUGAGUGAAUGGACGGUUCACACAGUCGCCACAUAACCUUGGCACUUGAUGAAACUUGUUGGUGCACACAAACUGCAAAAUAUUAUGCUUGAACAAUUUAGAAGGAAAACGAUAGACAAUCGCCUAAAUGUGGAACUGAUGGAGGCAGAGCAGAUCCCAAUCCAGCAUGGUUGAAACCUGUCAUAAUGUCUUGCUAAUCCCUGAAGACAUCUCUGCGACUGAGUUGUAAAGAGUUCUGGCAACUGAUUGUCACAGAUUUUAGUUGUCAGAACUAUGCAGGGCUAGUGGCAAUUUUAGGAAUACAAGUCUGACCUUUCAGAAUGCAAUCUUUCAUUGUCUGUGCUGACGGGUAGAGUCCCCUGUGAUCAUUCUCAGCUCAGAUUCACGUCAUCAGGAGAGGUGGGGAGAGAACAUUUGCCGAGAAAAUAAACGGAACAAAUAACAUAUGGAUUUGAAGUUGUUGUUAAUCUCUUGUCACAACAGAAUUGUUUUGUUGUGGUUUCAGGUUGAAGUUAUGGAUCUUUCUUCCACAGUGAAAUACGUUGGAGGAAGACAUGAGGAUAGGCAGCCAUUGGUUAUAUAUCUGGAAUUACCAUCAAAGUACCCCCACUCUCCACCUCCACCACUGACAGUGGUUGUCCAACAUGUUCUGGACACUGAAAACAGCUGUAAUAGACAGUUGAGAGGGUGAAUCUUAUUUUUAUGAAAAUUAUGAAUUAAUCUACAUCCUCUUUAAAAUAAAUCUACCUCCAAUGAUUAUUGAUCCUCU